Rubroshorea leprosula is the source of this 1711-nucleotide messenger RNA. The record is from the annotation of a GenBank genome assembly. NCBI's taxonomy places the organism in Eukaryota, Viridiplantae, Streptophyta, Magnoliopsida, Malvales, Dipterocarpaceae.
GUUUUCAGAUCAGUUGUUCUUUUUUCCAAGAAAAAGUGUAAUUAUGCCACCAAAAAGAAAUGUUGGGAAGGCUGCCCAGACUUUACAGAUUGGGCUUGGUGAAGGUAGUCUAGCACACUCAGAAGGAGAGAAUGAACCAGUCAUUCCACCACCAUUGUCACCAAUACUUGGGGAGCAUUCUUUUGUCAAUCUAACCUUCAACAAGGAUAGUGAAUCUGGAGAUGAUGUUGCUCAAUCUGGUGACUUCCUUAUGAAUGCUGUGUUAGAACAAAUUAGCAUAAUGAGGCGCACACAGUUGGAAUUUGAGGAAAUAGCUCAACAAAGAAGCCAAGAGGUCGCUAGGCAGUUGGAUGAGUCUUUUCAGAAUUUGGCUCAGAAUUUGACCCAAAGUGUAGCUCAAAGUGUAGCCAACAUGCCACGCUCCAAUGAAGAAAGUGCUAGAAUCUGGCAAGAGCAAAAUGCAGAAAAUUGGAGAGCUUUUCAAGAUGAAACAGAACGAAUGCAGGAGGCAUUUCGACGUGCCAGAAUUGAACCUCAACCACAAGUAGCAGAUCUUCAAAGGCCUCUAGUCAAACCAGCUUACAGAAAACCAUAUCUAGAUUUCAUAGACCAAGAGAAUCCUUUUCCAAGGAGGUUCAAGGUUCCAAAAUUCACUCUAUUUUCUAGAGAUGGUGGAUAUUCUACAAUUGAACACAUAAGCUGCUUCACAAUUCAGUGUGGCGAGGCCUUCGGUGAUGAUAAUCUAAAGCUCAGACUUUUUCCCAGCUCUUUAACUAGUAUAGCUCUCACUUGGUAUUUGAGUCUGCCACAGAAUUCAGUUUAUACUUGGAAGCAGAUGGAGGAUCUUUUCCAUAUCCAGUUUUACCGUAGUGAGCCAGAAGUGUCCAUGGCAAAUUUAUCUCGUCUGGUGCAGCGACUUGGAGAAACAUCUAAGGCCUUCAUUUCUAGAUUUUGGAAGGCCAGACUUAAGUGCAGAGUUGCCUUGCCAGAACAGGAAUUUGUCAAGCUGGCACAAAAUGGUCUGGACAUUGAGUUAAGGAAAAAGUUUGAGGGAAUGAAGUUUCGUGAUUUCUUUGAGUUGUCUUACAAUGUGGCUUAUUAUGAAAAUUUAUUGCGAGAUGACACACAAAGGAAAUUUGCAUCUUAUGGAACUUAUUAUGAUAAAGCCAAAGAAACUAUGGGAGUUGAUGCAGAUCCAUUCCCUAGCAUGUCUGUUGGGGUGAAUGCAGCAGAUCUCAGGAGCAUUGCUAGAGACAGAGCUCAGCCAUACUCUAGGCGCAGACUUGCAACUGAUGAUUUGAGGUGGGUCAUUGAGGAGGCAAGGGCUCGCAGAAAUCAGUGUGUUCCUUCAACCUUGCACCAUAAAUCUAUAUUUUGGAACGGUGGCAGAACUAAGGUUGUGACAACAGCUGACAAGCCUUUUGUGGCAAAUACUAAUAUUGUGGAAGCUCGUUUUUAUGAUGAAGAUAUUGGGACUAUCCAUUUCUUUGGGAUGGAUUGUUAUGGCAAACCUUCUGGAAUUAUUGCCUGCACCAGAUCUGCAUUAGACAGACAGACUGUGAAGGAGGUUUAUGAUGAACUUCUUUGCCCUAUAGCAAUUAUUCCUUUUAGGCUGAGGAAGGAGCCUAAAAUUGAAGAGAUUCCAUGAAGAAGGAUCACAUGAAGCACCAGAAAAAGGAGGCUAUGGAAGAAAUCAAAAGAAAAUUAGUGG